AAUCCUCCCUGUAUUUUUGCUUUGCGCUUGGGGAAAAUUGUCCCUAACGAUGUGCCGUAAUUUGCCGUGAAGUAACAUUCACUGUCGCAAAUCCAGUCCGGCAUCAGAGGUCACAACAAACCACUCAGGAUGGGAGGUGACCACGGCCCCAGCAAACUGGUGAUACCAGACCCAAAGCAGUGGAAGGUGGAGGGAACACCGAUGGAGUUCACACAGCAGAGGCUGGCAGCCAGAGGCCUCAAGGACCCAUGGGCAAGAAACGAAGUGUGGAGGUACAAAGGCGGCUUUGCCCGUGCUGUGACUCUGUCUGAUGUACUGCUGAAAGGAUUCAAGUGGGGCUUUGCAGCCUUUGCUGUCGCUCUUGCUGUAGAGUACGCUGUCUUCCCUCCCAAGAAGGGUGGUCACUAAUCCUGAUUAUUGUACCUUAAUCCCAGAACAUGAUGUAUCUAUUAAUAUUCUGUAUUUUCUGUUAAUUAAACAUCCUUUCGAUCAGUU
This is a messenger RNA of Notolabrus celidotus (New Zealand spotty), 495 nucleotides long. RefSeq names its product NADH:ubiquinone oxidoreductase subunit B3 (gene ndufb3). Gene Ontology annotation, biological process: electron transport chain; mitochondrial respiratory chain complex I assembly. The transcript is spliced from 3 exons. Gene Ontology annotation, cellular component: mitochondrion. NCBI's taxonomy places the organism in Eukaryota, Metazoa, Chordata, Actinopteri, Labriformes, Labridae. The record is from RefSeq and is a predicted model, not a curated record. Bases 130 to 408 code for a protein of 92 amino acids.